ACAAUAAUAAGUUUGAUGAUACCUAAUUCGUCAAUAUACUUAUAUUAUACUGUCUUCAGCUUGGGUGGAAAAGAAAACAAUCCGGAAGUUUACAUGUGGCACUAUAGCUAUAUGUCUGUUUAUGCUACAACCAGUUGAACAACCCGAAACCUGUUGUUGUUCAAAAUUCGUGUUGUAAGAGGUAAAAACAAUCGGAGACGUAACUUACACCAUGAAUAACUAAGUUGGAUACGUGAAUAAUUAAUUAAUCAAAUGCACAAAAUGUAUUUUCCAUCAUUUACUGUAAUACUCUCUGGAGUAUUUAUUGCCUAUAUUUCUUAUUCAAUUUACGUUGUGUCUCUACUCUUUACACCUCCACCAUGUACGGAUGAAAAAUUGUGUAUAAAAUCCUAUUUAAGUGACCGUCCAAAAUUACAGUUGAAUUUAUUUACGUCUACUAUGAAACGUCCUCUGCGAACAGAGGUUACAAACAUUUAUAAGAAUAAACAAUUUGAUUAUCUGCAUGAAAGUGACAUUCCAUUAACAAUAGACAUACCUUAUAAAACAAGACAGAAUGGCUCACUAUUUUUACACAUAAUUUUAUCCCCUCAAUUUUUCAAUCCAGAUGGAGUUUUCAGUAAAUUUGUGGAUGAUAUCCAAACAGUGCAUACUAUUGUAAGAUUCAAUGAAUUUGUAGUGCCACAAGCUGAAACUUUCAAUUUAUUGGGUGAUGAUGAAAAUUAUGGGGGUAAAAAACAAAAAAAAAAGAGUACAAUGCACCAACCUGUUUCACAUAUUAAAAGCAGGCUAACAUUCACAAUAAUGACUGAUGAUAUUAAACUUCCAAUAAAUGAUUUUCCUAUAGAAUUAUCAAAUACCGCUAAGAUUACUCAGGACAGAAAGUUUCUACCCUUGGUCCAUUACAACUUUUUGUAUACAAGAUUUAAAGAUUUAGUGAAGAUUACGCAAAAAAUGCAUAGUACAAAUGUAACUGUACAAUACACUCCAAUUUCCAUUGGAAAAUUAAGACUGAUUUUACAUCUUCAAGCUGCAAUGCAGAAUUUUAAGCAGUUGGGCUUUACCGAUAAAGAUAUUGAUGAAAUAAAAGGCAUUUUUGCAGACACUAACUUGUACCUUUUGGCUGGAACAGUAUUCAUAUCUGCAAUGCAUUUACUUUUCGAUUUCUUAGCUUUUAAAAAUGACAUAAGUUUUUGGAGGAGUAAAAGUAAUCUAGCAGGUCUAAGUACACAGACAGUACUGUGGCGUGCUUUCAGCCAAGCUGUGAUAUUUCUUUACUUGUUUGAUGAAGGAUCUUCAUUACUUGUAUUGAUCCCUGCUGGAGUCGGGACUAUAAUUGAGCUUUGGAAGACUAAAAAAAUUCUAAGAGCAGAGCUGGUUUGGACUGGAGGUUUUCUUCCUAGGAUACAGUUUAACUGGAGCAAGUGCACAUCUGCAGAGACAAAAACAAGAGAGUUUGAUGCAGAAAGUAUGCGCUAUCUUAGUUAUUUGUUGUAUCCCUUAGUUAUAUUAGGUGCAAUAUAUUCUCUUUUAUAUUUACCUCAUAAAAGUUGGUAUUCAUGGUGCAUACAUUCCUUGGUCAAUGGCGUUUAUGCCUUUGGAUUCUUAUUCAUGCUUCCUCAGUUGUUUGUAAAUUACAAAUUAAAGUCUGUUGCUCAUCUCCCAUGGAGAUCGUUCAUGUACAAAGCAUUCAACACCUUUAUAGAUGAUGUAUUUGCCUUUAUCAUCACAAUGCCAGUAGCUCAUAGAGUGGCAUGCUUUAGAGAUGAUGCAGUUUUCCUUGUUUAUCUUUAUCAACGUUGGUUGUAUCCAGUUGACAAAAGCCGCAUUGAUUCUGCCACUAUAGAUGAGGAUCCCACUGUAGUGGAUACUAAUUUACAAAAGAAAAAGAGAUAAUUUUUAUUACAUCUGUCAAUGAAAAUUUUUAUAAAGUUUUCCAAAAUAUGUGUGACAAAUAAGCAUUUAAAAUUUCAAGAUAAUGUUUACCAGUGAGUGAUACAAUGACACGAUAUGGUUUUAUACGUCUUUAUUGCAGUAAUGAAAAGUAUUGAUCAAAACCUGUUAUAAAAUAUAUUAAUUUAUAAGAGUGGCGUUUGUUUUUGUAAGGAUAUUGAAGAUGAAAUUUUCAUAUUGCUUAUACAUCAUGAUGAAGAAAAUAAAAAAUAAAAAUAAUAAAUAGGUGGAUCAAAGGAUUUUGUCAUGUCAGGAUUCCACAUUAAAACUCAAAUCUGACAAAUAACAAAUUUAAUUGAAAUUUAGUUUUUGUAUAUUUACAAUACAGCCUGAUUAUCAAAUAUGUUAAUUAUAGUA
This is a messenger RNA of Nasonia vitripennis (jewel wasp), 2307 nucleotides long. RefSeq names its product cleft lip and palate transmembrane protein 1-like protein. The coding region runs from base 253 to 1893 and encodes 546 amino acids. NCBI's taxonomy places the organism in Eukaryota, Metazoa, Arthropoda, Insecta, Hymenoptera, Pteromalidae. The transcript has 9 exons. Gene Ontology annotation, cellular component: membrane; endomembrane system. The record is from RefSeq and is a predicted model, not a curated record.